Molecule: messenger RNA, 7383 nt
Organism: Ceraceosorus guamensis
Lineage: Eukaryota; Fungi; Basidiomycota; Exobasidiomycetes; Ceraceosorales; Ceraceosoraceae
Exons: 5
Coding region: 241-7071 (2276 amino acids)
Biological process (GO): protein polyubiquitination; proteasome-mediated ubiquitin-dependent protein catabolic process
Cellular component (GO): nuclear speck
Molecular function (GO): ubiquitin protein ligase activity
Source: RefSeq, a predicted model, not a curated record
GUCUACUGCUGGGAACAGCUCUUAUUGCCUCGUAUCUAACGAAACCACAACCACCAUCUGAUCAUCGACAGCGACUUUGGGCAAGUAUCACGCCCGUCUGCCUCUUACCGCUCCAUUCACAAAGAGCUGGUCACCGAUGACAUUACUCCAAAGGUCUCUGCACACUGGUGACGAGCUCAUGUCCAUUCAAGCAGGAUCUCUCGCUUUCCCUAUAAGCAUCGCCGCCAUUCGAAGCAUCUAAUGGACGACACGCGCAGCACUCGUUCACGCCGCACUGCACCCAGCAACCCCAGCGAUACCAGUCACUCUUCAACAGCGGCCCCGAGCCCGCAGGUCACUGCAUCGGCGCCGCUGACAAAGGCUACCAACAAAACCACCUCACAUCACAGCCCGCAACCCAAUCCCGCUGGAGAGUCCCACCUCAGACGAAGCGCCCGUCGCUCUGCAGGCGCGUCUUCUGCCAACGACUCAAGUACUACUGGCUUAGCUGCAACGUCCUCAAGUUCAGCCAGGUAUUCAAGAGCUGGUACUCAAUCCCGUCCAACUCGUCGAAGCGCACCUUCAGCAGGCACCAUCGACAGCGAAGCGAGUCGAGUCUCUGUACUCAAGUCAACAAAGCCCACAGUGCCACACCACCAAGCUGGCAAGGUAGUGCCAGCUUCUACUGUGGCUGACAGCAUCGACUCUCAAAGUGACCUCUCCAGUGUUGGCGACAGCUCUGGAUUUCUAUCUGCACCUGCCACUCCUGCCACUGUGCUCAGCACAGCUACUACAGUGCCUUCAGCGGCAGGCUCUGCCACUUCACGCCCCGCGAAGAGACCACGGGAGGUGGAUCCUGAGGAGAGUCUAGACUCCGCUUCGCAGGCCGGUGUCGAGAACGCCACCCCGUCACGUCAGGCUCGAAGAGGAGCAGGCGGAUCCAAUUUUGCCAUCAAGAACCUCGACACUGCACCGAGCCCGUCUCACAUGUCUAGCUCAUCCAAAGCGAAAGGUAAACGACGCAGAAUUUCGCCAGAUCCACCCCAGCCAUCCACUUGCGCUACUGCAUCUGCCAAGCCAGGUACGAGCGGGCACACGGACGAGGUAGGUGGCGAAGAACAAGGCUCUCAGGGCGCUUCUUAUAAUCUGCGGCCUAGACGCUCCGGCGACGUGUCUGGCUCGAACAUCAGAACAGUCAUGGCCCCUAAACGCCACUCGGGCGCCGGUCCCUCUAGCAGCAUCUCGCCGACUGGCGCCCUUCCUGGCUCGAGCACCGCUGCCAAUGCAAACGCAAAGGGCAAAGCCAAGGCGAGAGCGAGUCGAAGCACAAGGUCUGCUGCACGAAACGCAGUCGACCCCGUGGAUGAGUGCUCUGACAUGCGCUUGGACACUGCCGCGAAUGAUGCGGGCGACGCUAAUGCCGAAGAUGCAGACAUGAUGGACCUCUCGGCGGCCUUGGCUGGUGACGACGAGCUUGAAGCGCUUGACCCAAGUCUACACAAUCAAGACGAAGACGACGAGGAUGAUGAAGACGAAGGUGUCGGUGAGAAGGAUGAUGAUGAAGAGGAGCGUCGCGCUCGAGAAGCGGAGGAGGCCAUGGUUGAAGACGACGACGACGAGGGACCUUAUGAGGACGAAAUGGACGAUCCCUACGGCGAUGGUGGAGGUGGCGCUUACGGCUCUACUCUGCGCGCAAUGGCGAGCUUCAUGAGCGGCCUACCGUCACGAUUCCGCGCGCUUCUAGCUGGCAUCAAGGACAGCAGCGAUCCGUCAGCUCAACUCGUGGCGUUGCAGGAACUGAGCGAGGUGCUCAGCAUGAGUACCGAGGAUCAGCUCCAAGGUUACUUUCCUACCGAGUCCUUCGUGCGCGAGCUCGUUCAUCUGAUGGGGGGACCCAAGCCUGACUCGGGCACGAAAUCGAAAUCAACGUCGAGCGCUGCAGUCGCGAGCAGUGUGGAUGACGACUUGGCCGCGGUUGCUGCAGCGACUGGCGAAGGCAAUGACGAAGCCAUGCUCAUCGCUUGCCGCUGUCUGGCCAAUCUGAUAGAGGCGAUGCCUUAUGCUGCGCAUUCAGUAGUCGGAUGCGGAGCCCUUCCCGUGCUUCAUUCAAAGCUCAAGGAAAUCCAAUUCAUCGAUCUUGCAGAGCAGGUCCUUUUGACACUUGAGAAGAUUUCCGCCGAGUAUCCGUCUGGCAUUGUGCGAGAGGGCGGAUUGCUGGCCAUGCUACAAUACAUCGACUUCUUCGGCAUGCAUGUUCAACGCACCGCUAUGCAGGCGGCUGCAAAUUGCUGUCGAAAGCUCAUGCCAGAGUCGUUCACAAUGGUCCGGGAUGUCUUGCCAAUCAUUCAAAGCGUUCUCACGUAUCCAGAUCAGCGCUUGGUGGAAAGCGCUUGCAAGUGCGUCGUGCGCAUCAUCGAUAGCUACCGACACCGUCCGGAUUUGCUCGAGCAAGUUCUCACCAGUGAGAUGGUUGCCGCUCUGAAUGCCAUUCUACUUGCGGGAGGAGGCUCUGGAGGCUCAGGCUCAGCUGCCUCGUCAACUGGAGCCGCAAGCACAGCUGUCAGCACAGCCACUUACACCGACAUCCUCAAGACGCUCGGCCUAUCUGCCCAUUCCAGUCCAGAGGUAGCGGUCAUCCUGCUGGACAAGAACAUUGUGGAGACUCUUUACCUGCUUCUCACCGGCUCGCCCGCUCCUGCUGAAGAUGGAUCAGGCGGGCGCGGUCCCGCAGCGAGCCUGGCGCAGUCAUUGCAAUCCGAAGGUGUGACUAAUUCCGCAGAGUCAGCUCCGAUGGCCGUUCUCGCGACCGACGUGGAGCCUGGCGCAGAAAGCGUCGCGGAAGGCACUGCAGUGGCGGAUGUAGCUGUAUUACAAAACCUGGCCCAUCGACCCAAAGAGCAGAUCCAAGAAGCUCUCUCGCUCGUUUGCGAGCUAAUGCCACCUUUGCCUCGAGACGGCAUCUUCGAUGCCCGUGCAUACGGCGAGAAGGCCUACGCGAAAAGGAAAAAGUCGCAAGCCAAAGCUGCGAGAAACCUGCGCCACGCCAGUCGAGCGGCCAAAGGCGAUGGAUCAUCAGCUAAUGUUUCUGAGACAUCAGUCAAGCAAGAGCCCGACACGGAUUCGCCACCGCCCGUUGCCCCUGCUUCCGAUGCUCGAGCUGCUGGUGGGUCAGAAGCACCAACAGAAGCAUCCAGCGCAGCUGCGCCGGCAGUGAAGACGGAACGUGUCAGGACAGAGAAAGAAUUGGCACGCGACGCUGCGCAAGCCAAGCGCAUGGAGAUGCUGAAUGAGAGACGUGCCCUUGUCAAGCGCUUCACUCAACUAGUGCUUCCUACCCUGGUGGAGGUAUAUGCUGCUAGCGUCGCUCUCCAUGUGCGAACGAAGGCACUUACUGGUAUCCUCAAGAUUGUCAGCUUUGUGGAGGCCGAGCCAUUGGGCCAGGUCCUGGAUAAUGUCCCGCUAGCUAGCUUCUCCGCAGCUAUCUUGUCAUCUCGAGACAAUCCCGCGCUAGUAUUGAGCGCGCUUCAGCUCGUUGACCUGCUCAACACCAAAUUGCCCAGGGUUUACAGCGCAGCUCUCCGCAGGGAAGGUGUCGUGUGGGAAAUAGAGGACAUCGCUUCUCGCGAACCCGCGCGCUCGAUGUUGACAAAGACGUCCCCGAAGGAAAAGGGUACCGGCGCUGACAAAGUAGAAAGUGCUCCUGCUCCUCCCGUCGCCGCGACAACCUCUGGGUCUGCAGCAAGUGACUCUGCCAAAGAAGCGUACCGAGCUCGCCUGGUUGCUGCUGGUCACUCACAAGAAAGCGCGUCAGCCGCAAUCGCAGCACUUGGACUUGGCGCCAAUUCGCUGUCUGCGUUGGGACUUCCAACCAAAGCACCAGUACUGCCAACUGAUGCAGACGACGCCAACAUUUGGCGUGCGCGCAUGAUGCGGGACCGUUUCGCCGAGGAAGUCAGUGCUAGUAGCGCAGCUGACGGAUCUGAAGCGAUUCGCGCUCUGGACCAUCUCAAGGCUCUCGUGCAGUCCCUACAAGGCGAUGCGACCGAGGUGGUGUCCAAAGCGGAAGACACGCUAAAAGCGAUUGCGUCGCAAUUGUCGCGAAAGGAUUCGCCAAUCUCGAGUUUCGAGUUGUUACGAUCUGGUCUUGUAACUGGCCUUUACAGCUUCUCAGUGGGCUCUUCGGAGGCAGUGCCGACUCUGAAACGCCGCGAGCUCCUUGUGACCGCUUUGAUGAAGCGUACGGAUUCUACGCUACCGUCCCCAGCCUCGUCCCUCGUUCGCCGGCUGCAAGAGACCUUGAGUCGGCUCGAAAAGUUCGACAUUACAUCUGCGCUCAGUGGCAGCGCUGACGACACGCGACGCAGUCCCACAGCGAACGUGGCUCGCUUGGUCAGACUCAAGCUUGUUGCCGAAGGAGAGACGAAAGAUAUCCCGCGGAGCUGCAACAACAUCGUCGUCAGCAUUCACGCUAUCGCUGCAUUUCGAAAUCUGAACGAGUAUUUGCGACCGAAGAUUGCCGCAGCUAUGUCCAGUGGUGGAUCUGGUGCUCAGUCAGCUGCAUCCAGGCUGUCCGGUAUGCUAGCAGCAAUGGCUGCUGGCUCCGGUGCUGAUUUUGGGAGUGACCUGGGCUUCUUGGCCGGCUCUUCGCGCACCAAGGCUUCAGGAAGCUCCGGCGAAGCUGCAGCAGCCUCCGGUGGCGCAUCAUCCAGCAAAGCGGAAGAUGCGAGAGCAGAGGGCGGCGAAGAGGCUGCCAAGCCUCGCAGAAGUUCGCGGCUGAGCGCCAAGAGUGCUGGAGAGAGCGCCGGUGAUGGAACAGAAGGUGCCGGCGCUUCUGGCAGUGGAGGGGACCACGAAACAUCAGCACAUGCUGCGCUUGGCGAGGGCAUCUUUGGCGGAGACGAGGAAGAUGCUUCGCAGCUCGCACGUCGCAUGCUGGAAGGCAUCAUGAACGGUGACAUGGAAGGCGAUGACGGUUACUCAGACGAUGACGGGUACGAAGAGGAUGUGAUCGAGGACAGCGCCGCCGCCGCCGCCUUGGAUAGCGAGGCUGCACUUGCCUCUGGAGAAGACAAGACGGUUAACCUGAAGGUGCCGGCUUCUGGAGAGAACAGCCAGACCACAAGCGGGCUGCAGACACCCGCAGAUCAAGGUGCAGAGUCAAGCACACAAACCAACAAGCCUUCAGGCGCUUCACCCACCAAGCGCGCCGGUCAGUCGGCGGUCGCAGAGUCCAAGGGCUCUUACGCGUCGGCUGUGCAAAAGAAGCCAACUGACUGGCAUUUGGAGUUCAAGUUUGACGGCAAAGACGUAUCGCUGGCGUCGACGAUCUAUCAGGCUGUUCACAACUUUGAGAUGACACCCGCAAGGCAAGCGAGCGGUUUGGGUCGAUACGUAUGGAAUAAUGUGUACACGGUGCGCUACAAGAAGGUAGAGGGACCGCAGCCAGCGACCGAUGACGCUGUGCAAGGGACGCCAGAGCCCGUGGAAGCGGAAACGAACGAGGUACAACUGCCCUCGUCGGUUCCAGCGGAAGCCCCAUUUGCCAAAAUCUUACAGCUGCUCAGUGUGUUGCACGACCUAAACAGCGAGUGGCGCGAGAGCACAGGCGACUCGCAGCAUCCUGGUGAAAGCUCGGCCGCAACGCUGGAGGAAGUAGCUUUUGUCAAUAACAAACUUACCGCCAAACUCAAUCGGCAAUUGGAGGAGCCGAUGAUCGUCGCGAGCAGCUGUUUACCUGGGUGGGCGACUGAGCUACCGCGCGCAUUCCCAUUCCUCUAUCCUUUCGAGGCGCGAUACUCGUACCUCCAAAACACAGCGUUUGGCUACCAUCGUCUAAUUUCGCGCUGGCAGGUGCAGCAAUCGCGAAAUCAAGACUCCUCGUCUGCAACUUCGAGGAACGACGACUCGCUUGCGCUUCUGGGCCGCCUUAGCAGGCAAAAAGUCCGCAUCCAGCGGAGCAACAUUUUCCCUUCCGCCAUGAAGGUCUUGGAGCUCUAUGGCACAACUUCCGCUCUGCUUGAAGUCGAGUACUUCGAGGAAGUUGGCACGGGUCUGGGACCAACGCUCGAGUUCUACGCGCUGGUGUCUCGCGAGUUUGCCAAGAAGUCUGUACUCAUGUGGCGCGACGAUGGCGGCGGCACAGAAGACAGCGAAUACGUCUCUUCGCCGCUAGGUCUGUUUCCCACGGUGCUCUCGGCAAAGGAUGCGGAAGCCGCGUGCAGCUCGCCCAAUGCUUUUACGACGGCAUCUUCCCCGGACAAGUCUGACGCUGUCAGGUUGCAACAAUUCACCGUGCUCGGACAAUUCGUCGCCAAGGCUCUGUUGGACUCUCGCAUCAUCGACAUCCACUUCUCACCCGUUUUCAUGCGUCUGGUCCUCAACCAGCGUCUUCCAGAGACAGUUGGAAUGCUCGCUGCAGUCGACCCCAGCCUGGCGCGGAGCAUGGACAAGCUACGCGGUCUCGAUGAGGAGACCCUCGCCGGAAUGGGUCUCGACUUUACUCUACCCGGACACCCCGAAUACGAGCUGAAGGCUGGCGGCAAGGAGAUCGCAGUGGAAAGACACAAUCUUGAAGAGUACAUCCAAGGGGUCGUUUCUCACACACUCGUGCACGGAGUAAAACCCUUCGUGCGCGCCUUUAGGCGAGGCUUUACUCUGAUCUUUCCCAUCUCCGCCAUGGCGUCUUUCACAGCGGAUGAGCUCGUGAUGCUGUUUGGCAACACAGAGGAAGAUUGGGGCGAAUCCACGCUCCUGAGCGCCAUCAAGCCUGACCACGGCUUUAACAGCGAAAGCGCGGCUUUCCGAGAUAUCAUCAGCAUCAUGGCAUCGUUCGGCCUGAACGACCGCCGGCGCUUCUUGCAAUGGCUCACAGGAUCGCCGAAACUUCCUAUCGGUGGUUUGGCGGGACUACACCCUCAACUUACCAUCGUCAAGAGACCGCACGAAGCUCCUUUGACACCGGACGAUUACUUGCCGAGCGUCAUGACUUGCGUCAACUACCUCAAACUGCCAUCCUACUCCACGAAGGAAGUGAUGCGUGACCGACUCGAGACGGCCAUGACCGAAGGCGGCACAUCGUUCCAUCUGUCGUGAAAUCUCGGUGUCAUUCUGACCAUCCUGCACGCACGCCGCUCUUCACGCUCGAUAGGAUUCGAGCGACACAUAGAUGUUACCUUCUGGAUGUUCAUGUUCGAAACAAGCUUCUGCAUCAGCACUCUGUGACGCGCUUGGCUCUUCCCUGUCCGAAAUCACGAUUCCUCCCACAGCGUCAUGAAGCAACCUCUACACGCCAUGUCUGCCCCCUCCUCCGACCCCAGCCACGCGCGCAGGAGCGCACCAUCCAUGUAUCCAUUUGCCCCUCACUCCUCCCCAAGACUCGCAAUCUGAACCAAAUUUUCCUCGACA